Messenger RNA from Liolophura sinensis, 737 nucleotides. RefSeq lists its product as uncharacterized. The coding region runs from base 109 to 564 and encodes 151 amino acids. The transcript is spliced from 3 exons. The record is from RefSeq and is a predicted model, not a curated record. Lineage: Eukaryota; Metazoa; Mollusca; Polyplacophora; Chitonida; Chitonidae.
GCGGCACGUGCAUGGCGCAUCUUGACAAGAAGCACAGCCACGGGUAAACACACACACCAACAGAGAUGAGAAAUGUCACGAUAAACGUAUGGAUGUACACUGUGUGGAAUGAAUAAUUAUGGCUUAAAGCCACGUCGCAGUGUGUGGAGAUCUUCCAGACCUGCCCACCUUGACUUUCAUCAUCAGGAUGGGGUUUUCUCUAAUACAUUUCAAGCCAAGCCAUGUUUUGUGGUCCACCCGGAAUGGUUAUCAGAGGAUCCUGGUAGCGCAGAAUCCGUCCCCCUAACCCGACCUCCAUGGCCCUGGGAGCAGCCACGGUACAGAGUUAACCUACAGACCCCUAUAACUUAUCAGUCGCCAGCUGAGAUGAAGAGGGAGAGGCCGAGUUCUGCACCAGGUGGGGGUAGGUGGACCCCGUCAGAUAUAGCGGUUCUUCAGCAAUGUGACUACACACCUCUUGACCAGAUGAGAUUCCGUAAUUACACCUUUACUCACCCUUGCCCAGAGGAAGCAGCUGUCUUGCAUUGUACACGGGACAUACAUGUAGGUGUGCCCCAAAACUAAUGAUGUUAUACAUGGGUGAGGUGCAAACCAUACGGACUGUUGACCUUGCAUAGACUUCUGAGGAUGAAUGUGCAUGAAGACUACAUAUAGCUGUCGCGAAAGAAAGUAUGUCAUGAUGCAUGAAAGUAGAAUUGUGAAAAAAAAAUACGAAAAUAAAGAUGAAAUUAAUUAAU